This is a messenger RNA of Alligator mississippiensis (American alligator), 2319 nucleotides long. Its product is annotated as acyl-coenzyme A synthetase ACSM4, mitochondrial-like. Gene Ontology annotation, molecular function: fatty-acyl-CoA synthase activity; fatty acid ligase activity. The record is from RefSeq and is a predicted model, not a curated record. NCBI's taxonomy places the organism in Eukaryota, Metazoa, Chordata, Crocodylia, Alligatoridae. Bases 156 to 1901 code for a protein of 581 amino acids. Gene Ontology annotation, biological process: fatty acid biosynthetic process; acyl-CoA metabolic process. Gene Ontology annotation, cellular component: mitochondrial matrix. The transcript has 14 exons.
ACCAACACGCCUACCAUGUACACCCCUGACUCAAUUUACAAAUGUUAUGGAGGGGCCUCCCUCGAGUCGAGUGAGAACCACUCUGCUGUGCAAAUCAAGGGAUUCCACUGAUUUUCUUUGGUGAGUUAAAACAUUUUGCUAAAUCCUCUUCUGCCAUGAAGAUUUUGCUGAAAUUACGAACGCACAAAGCUUUAUGGAUUCCCAAAUCAUAUUGUAGACCUUUCCAUAAAGACCACAAGCUGCUUGCCUCAGAGAUAUUUUCACAUUAUGAACCUAGCAAGAGACAUGAACAGGAAGCACCGGAAUACUUUAAUUUUGCAAGUGAUGUGCUGGACAAAUGGUCUCAGAUGGAAAAGGAUGGAAAGAGACCAGUUUCAAACCCAGCUUUCUGGUGGAUAAAUGGAAGAGGGGGCGAAGAGAGGUGGAGCUUUGAGGAGCUGGGAUUCCGAUCCAGGAAAGUGGCCAAUAUGCUCAUGGAAGUGUGUGGUCUGCAAAAGGGAGACAGACUUAUAGUGAUUUUGCCCCGGAUACCAGAAUGGUGGCUGGUAAAUGUGGCUUGUAUACGAACAGGAAUCGUCCUUAUACCAGGGACAUCCCAAUUAACAGCCAGAGACAUUUUAUAUAGACUGCAGGCAUCUAAAGCCAAGUGCAUCAUUACCAGUGACAAAGUGGCACCUGCAGUGGACUCUGUGGCACCCGAGUGCCAGUUUCUGAAAACUAAGUUAAUAGUAUCAGAAGGCAGCAGGAAUGGAUGGGUGAACUUCAAUGAAUUGUACAAGACACAACCUGCUGACCACAUCUGUGUUAAGACAAAGAUGCAAGAUCCAAUGAUGAUCUUCUUCACCAGUGGAACCACAGGUUCUCCAAAGAUGACCGAACAUACCCAGGGCAGUCUUGGUUUCAGACCUGUUAUCAGUGAAAGAUACUGGCUGGAUACAACUCCAUCAGACCUAAUAUGGUGCACAGCAGAUACAGGUUGGAUAGUGGCUACACUGGGGUCUGUUCUUGAUCCAUGGGCAUUGGGAUCAUGUGUCUUUGCACACAGUCUCCCACAGAUUGAACCAACAACUAUCCUAAAUACUAUCUCCAGAUUUCCCAUUACCACUUUCUUUGGUGCUCCAACUUUGUUCCGCAUGCUGGUGCAGCAUGAUCUUUCCAGUUACAAGUUCAUGAGUCUGACACACUGUCUGAGUGGAGGGGAGCCGCUCAACCCAGAAGUGAUGGAACAGUGGAAAAGCAAGACGGGUCUGAAUAUCCAUGAAAUAUACGGACAGACAGAAACAGGAGUAAUCUGUUCAGUUUCCAAAGGGAUGAAGAUUAAAGCUGGAUCAAUGGGAAAGGCAGCACCCCUUUUUGAUGUUCAGAUCAUAGAUGAAAAUGGUCUUAUUAUGCCUCCAGGACAAGAAGGAGAAAUUGCCAUCAGAAUCAAACCCACAAGGCCACUUGGUCUUUUCUCUAAAUAUAUAGACAACCCAGAGAAAACUGCUGCAACAGAACGUGGGAGUUUUUACAUCACCGGGGACAGAGGAACUAUGGAUAAAGAUGGAUAUUUUUGGUUUAUUGGAAGAAAGGAUGAUGUCAUCAUUUCUUCAGGGUAUCGGAUUGGACCAUUCGAAGUUGAAAGUGCACUAAUAGAGCACCCAGCAGUGGCAGAAUCAGCUGUUGUCAGCAGCCCAGAUCCCCUCAGAGGAGAGGUAGUGAAAGCUUUUGUGGUCUUGUCACCAGCAUUUACAUCAUGUGAUCUGGAAAGCUUAACCUUUGAGUUGCAGGAGCAUGUCAAGAAAGUAACUGCUCCAUACAAAUAUCCCAGAAAGAUGGAAUUUGUCAAACAGCUGCCAAAGACAAUCACUGGGAAAAUCAAGAGGAAUGAAUUAAGAAAUAAUGAGUGGAGACAGAUGUAAUGUUGGUGUGGAGUGUAAUGCAGCCUCUCUCAUUCAAUUGACACCAGCAAGCCUCUCUGUUACAAUUUCUGUUUUUUUAAUAAGUUUUUCUGAUGUUAUGAGCAUUGAAGAUUACAGAACCCAAAUGCAAGGUUCAGGCCUGGUUGCUUAAGGGUAUCUCAUUCUGUGGUUUUAUUACUCUGAAGCCCUAUAAGGAGAGGAAACAGUUGCAAAGUUCUGUUCCAGAGCCAGCCUUCCCACAGUUUAUCUGGCUCAAAUCCAGGAUUUGGCUUUGCCUAUUUUGAUUCUGGACAGUAGAGACUGAUAGAGAAAUCAUUGUUAAUAUUUGCUGCCUGCUUGCAGGUUGCAGAAAAGGAGAUGUACUUUAGAAGACAACAUAUUUUAUCUUAUCCAAGUUAUAAACUGACAUUACAGUGGA